Messenger RNA from Puccinia graminis f. sp. tritici CRL 75-36-700-3, 3483 nucleotides. RefSeq lists its product as uncharacterized. Bases 1 to 3483 code for a protein of 1160 amino acids. The transcript has 10 exons. Lineage: Eukaryota; Fungi; Basidiomycota; Pucciniomycetes; Pucciniales; Pucciniaceae. The record is from RefSeq and is a predicted model, not a curated record.
AUGGAGCGAGGGGAAUUGGAUUGGGCUCUUGAGGGGUGGGGCCGGAGGGACCAGUGGGCCGACAGUCGACAGACGGGCCAAAGCCUGGGCUGUGGCCAGUCGGGCUUUCGACUGAUCCCGCCUUCGGUGGGACCCACCGUACCUCAACUUGUCAUCGAACUUGACCAAGUCCCUCUACUACUCCGAGGGUCCGACUUUCCGCGCAUCAUGCCGUUGCUAAAGUACUUCAACUGCAUCGCGACUGCCGAUGGCCCGUCUUACGUCUGCCUGAUUUGCAAUAACGCUCGUCCCACCAAGGAUUACCGGCGGCACAGUCGACGCUACAAUCAUCAAGUGAACAUUGCAAGGCACGAGGAAGCUGAACUAAUACGGCGUCACGAUGAUGUGAACUAUGAUAAUAUUGAUGUGCAGCCAGAUAUCCUAGAUUCACCCGAAGGACUGCAAGGUCGUGCGCGGACGGCACCUGCAUCGGCCGAAGGCGGAGUCGCAACCGUGGGGCCGUCGUUACCGGGCGGGUUCGACCUCUCAAGCGGUCCAAGCGGUGAAAACUCAGGCGGCUUGCGUGACACGGCCGUGCCCGUAGAAGAAGAACCAGCCUUGCCGGAGGACCUACAUAAUGACGACGAUGGCUUAUACGAUCUACUUAAUGCCGAGGGUAGCUUAUCCGACAAUGGCGAUGGGACCCCUGGGAACUCUGGCAACCGAGGCGGGGCUACGGCGGCCGAGCCAAUGGCACAGGCCGAUUGGUUCCCAUUUAGAAAUAAGAUGAUAAGAGGAAUCCUCAGGUUAUGUGACAUGCAGAUUCCUGAUUGGGGGACGGUACGGGACUCCAGGGCUCGGAUCCGGGAUAUCACCCAGUCAACGGACUUGGGCAAUCCUCUGGUUAGCCCUCACUUGGAGUUUUAUCCGGACAACACAGAGGGUCAAAAUGUAUCGCGAUUUUCUCAAUCCCUCAAGUGGCUUCAGUACAUGGCUCCUGAGGACCGUGCCCAGAUGUGCGACGUAAAUGACAAGCAUUUUUACAUAUUUGAACCGGUUCAGCUUUUGACUAAAGAGGUGGUUGUGCCAAUCUUCUUGUACAUGUACCAUUGGCGAUUGCAUGCAAAAUGCAUUGAGAUCGGCGCGGAUCAUGUGACUGAGUUGGGGGAACAAACGAGGAUCACCAUUCCAUCGAGCUUGGCAUUUGACGACCACCGGUUGACUGCUUGGGACAUACGAGAAUUUGAUUUGACGUACUCGGAAAUCCGCAUGGGGGAUGGGAUAUUGCUGACUGAGGCAUGUGGAGGCUCCAUAUAUGAUUCGGAUGGCCUGGUUGACAGAGAGAUCCCCUUGCCUAACCAUUGGAGAACUGUCGCGGAUGGGAAAGUGAUCCGGAAUGUCCCAGUGACACUAUACUGCGAUGAUACGUCGGGAAAUACGUCUAAACAGUUUAACAAACAUGUGUCGUUUUACUUCACACUAUCGGGUCUUCCACCACAUGUGUCAAACCAGGAAUUCAACUGCCAUUUCCUGUCAACUUCAAACAUCGGAAGCGCAUUGGAGAUUGCAGAGCAGGUUGUUGAUGAAUUCAAUGAGAUGGGGACUAAAGGUUAUGGAGCGUACGAUGCAUCUAUUGGACAGUCGGUUUGGGUAAUGUCUACUGUAUUGUGCUUCCUGGCGGACUCGCCAAUGCACGCGGAAAUAACCAAUACUCCAAACCCGGGUCAGUCCCUCAACCCUUGCCGAGUGUGUACACUAUCGUGCGAGAAGAAGAGCAUGAAGACGUCCAGGGAGUAUGUACAGCGGUUUUUGGGAUUGGAUAAUUUGGGGAUAUUAGUCCCUAAUGCAAUGCGAUCGUGGGACGGAACACGGAUGGAAACCAAACGGUUGUUCUCAGUGGCCCGGUCGGUCAACAUGACUCAGUUCAAAAAACAGUGCCUUGCUUCAGGAAUAAAAGAUGCAAUUAACAUCAGGCUCCUGACGGAUGCGAAAACGAGCGAUAGGGUGAACACCACCAUGGAGGAGUUGCAAAAUGCUCAAUCCAAUCGGUUAUAUAAUGCUUUUUUAAAGCUGCACGGGUUUGAUGGGGUCUUAGAUACACCGGUGGAGGUGCUGCAUGUGGUCUUACUAGGCAUCGUGAAAUACCUGGCCCGCGACUUCAUCAAAUCGCUAUCGGAAACAGUCAAGUUAGAAUUGAUAGCUCGACUCCGAUCGUUCAACUGCAACGCCCUGAACAUCGACUCACUCAAACCUAACUAUUUGAUUCGUCACAUUCUGAGUAUAGUGGGUCGCGACUUCAAGGUUAUCUUGCAAUGUGCUCCCUUUGUCUUCUUUGAUUACAUGACCGAGGAGAAACGGAAGAUAUGGUCUGCAUUAUGUCGGCUAUCCCCCUUCAUAUUCCAAACGAGUAUUGCAGACAUGGGCGAGUACCAAAUUCAGUUGAAACUUCACAUUGACAUUUUCCUCUACCACUUAAUCAGUUCAACGGCCCAAUGGGUCAAUAAACCAAAAAUUCACAUGCUCCGCCACCUGCCUGAGGCUAUCCUGCGAUUUGGGCCUGCUUCACUCUGUUCGACAGAGAAGUUCGAGUCGUAUAACGGUGUCUUGCGAAAGGCCUCGGUCCACUCAAACAAAUUGGCCCCUGGCAGGGACAUUGCGCUUACCUUUAACAGCUAUGCGUGUAUAAAGUUCUGGCUCUCGGGUGGUUACCUAAUCGACCGAUCGACUGGUUUAUUGACAAGAGCUUCGAGUCAGGUCCGGCAGGCUUUCGACGAGAAUCCGAAUUUGCAGGAGUCUUUGGGAUACAAUGCGUCUGCAACAUUCCUUCCUGGCCGAGACGAGUUCCCCGCAUGCCAUGCAGGCCACUACCGAUUGCAAUCAACAUUCAACCCGCCAGCGAGUCUAGUUGAUUUGGCAGCGACUCUCUGUCGACAGCGUGAGAGAUUAAUCCUGAGAAGAAAACGAGGAUCUCCGGCGGUUCGGGGGCUAAAUGGCUCGUGUAUGGUCGGCGAGGUCGACUCAAUUUGGGAGGUCGAUUGGGGUUAUGCAAUCACUUAUCAUUUGGAUGUGGUAGGUUUCGAUGUGGACGGUUAUGAUGAACAUUACGAUAUGACUCGCAUCGCGCGGACGGGUUACAUUCACCUGGUCAAUGCUACGGAUGUCGCGGGGGCCAUAAAUGUGCAGCACAACUGCCAUGGGGGCGGUUGCCAGCUGGAUCGAACGGGAUCGACAUUCCGCGAGCGCAUCCUGACCGAGGAUAAGUGUGACGAGGUUCAGCACUCGGAUAUUGACCACUUUCUGAUCAAUGCGGCCUCAUUACACAACCCGGGUUUGCAUCAACAGAUGAGCCUGCCAGCGGCAUUGCCCAUAUCCCCUUCUGAUUGGCGGGACGCUAUAUCUCUCGGACUUGAGGUGUGGGGCCAUCCCAAUGAGCCAGGAUUAGAUUCUGAUGAUUCCGAUGACAUGAGCGAGGCAACACAGGAGGAGGAGGAGGAUGAAAUGUAG